AUGCAAACUUACAAAUCUCCGAAUGAAUUGGCAUCCAAUUCGCAUGAAACAGGCCCGACUGAUGUAGCUCCAGGUGAAGAAAAUUCAGUUUAUGGCUACAUUAAUAGUUCAGUUGGCUCAUUUGAACAAUUUAAGAUCGAAAUUGGGAAUGUUAACAGACAUAUCACUGUUAGCGCAAUUCGCAAAUUCCUUCUAACGCAUGGUUUUGAUACUUCUAAAGUAAAGCCUUCUGGUCAUGGUUUCUUCUUUGUCAAUCUCCUAUCUGCGGAGGAAAGAGACAGAGCUAUAGAAAAGCUAAAUGGAAUUUGUUUCAGGGGACGGGAACUUCGAGUAAAGUUGGCGAGACCUAAACCCGAUCCCUUGAUUUUGAAAAGGUCUCAUGGGAAUGUCGAACAUCAGGGAAGUUCGGCAAAAAUAUUAAAAACUGAUGGUGAUCGAACAGAUAAUUCUGCUGACAAUAAUAUUGCUCCCUUUGUCAAUAUUCCCUACGAUCCAGAUCAGUUGAAAAGGAAGCAGAACACUGCUCUUUCAAACUUGUUACGUGUCAGAAAUAAUGUCAAGAAGGUGAACAAUUUCAAGUAUUGUGAAUCCUGUCUUGAAUCUGGAUUUAUGUCACAAAACGGACGAUUCUUAGGUCAACAGUACUGUCCAAUAACACCUUCGCCCAUUCUAACUGGUUAUCGUAACAAGGCCAAAUUCACGAUUGGGUUUGAUUUGGAUGGUAAAGGGCCAGUUGUCGGAAUGCGGGUAGGUAAAUACAAGGAUGGUUCAACAGCUGUAGCUUAUUCUGCAGAUGCACUCCUGUUCUCGGAGUCCACUUCCAAAGUGAUUGCCAGUAUGCAGGCCUGUUUGAAUGCCAUCUACAAUCAACCCCACGAGGGCGAGAAUGCCGACCUGUUGAAUCGCAUUGCCGAGAGAGUACAAGUAUAUGACAUGGUCGCCAAGACUGGCCAUUGGCAAUCCAUCACUCUUCGUGAAUCUCGACUCAAUGAUCGUCUGGUUGAAAUUGAGAUUCGUCGUCAGGAGCUUACAGAUACUUGGUUGCGAUCAGGUCUGCAGUUGAAAUGGGCCUGUGAUCGCUCCUUCACAUCAACUCAAGAGUAUGCGGAAGAUAUUGCGGAUUUGUGCUCAGUUUUGAAGCAGUGGUUUGAAUCUGGAGGACAAGGAGAGUCAGCAGCUGUUACAUCUAUCGUUUUGAUUUCUCUUAACAGUGUCUCACAACAGUCUGGCAAAUAUGGUGAACAUUGGGUUUUUGGCAAGAAGACAAUCACAGAACUAUGCUGUGGUCUUAACUUUGAAAUCUCAAGGGAUGCAUUCUUCCAAGUCAACACCCUGGCCGCUGAGAAAUUGUUUGAGGACAUUCGUGGGCGCUGUAAAGCCAUCCUAGAGAGGGAAAAUAAAUCCACUAGUGAUGCUAUUCUUCUUGAUGUCUGCUGUGGUGCUGGUGUUAUUGGUCUCUGCCUUGCGGACUGUUUUGAUCAAGUGGUCGGCAUUGAAUUAAUCCCUUCAGCUGUACAAAACGCGAAAAGAAAUGCUGAAAUAAAUGGCAUCAAGAACGCCGAAUUCUACGUUGGCAAAGCGGAGGAACUUUUGAAAGAUCUCAUGAAAGUUCUACCUAAGGAUAAGGAGAUCAUCGCUAUAUUAGAUCCUCCUAGGGCUGGAGUUCAUCGUGGAGUUAUCGAGGCUAUCCGUCAGUGCUCAAGGGUCAAAAAUCUGAUAUUCGUGGCCUGUGACCUUAGAGCUUCAGAAUGGAACUUUGAAGGACUUGCACGUCCUCCUUCAAAGAAGUAUGCGGGUGCACCAUUUUUGCCGACAGCUGCUACAUGCGUAGAUCUCUUCCCUCACACUCCGUCUAUUGAGGUUGUAGUUUCUUUAAAGCGCCUUGCUGCUGCGGAUUGUAAUCAUACCACGGAAGUGCAUUCUACUGGAGAAGCUACGCUAUAG
Molecule: messenger RNA, 1944 nt
Organism: Rodentolepis nana
Lineage: Eukaryota; Metazoa; Platyhelminthes; Cestoda; Cyclophyllidea; Hymenolepididae
Source: the annotation of a GenBank genome assembly